CUCACUUUGAAACUAGUUGAUUUAUUGUUGGGGGGCACGAAAGGCCAGGUGCUCGGGCCGCCCCAGAGCUUUCUGUGGACGCUGGCUUCCUCCUCCCGAGCGAGGAACGUCACUGUGCUUGUCCCUUACGCUGCUGCGGUCACCAGAGCCGCCCGGCUCCAGUAACUGGCAGACGGAGCUUGGCACCGGCCGCGGCCUGGCCCCGAAGCCGAAGUCCCACGAUCGCCGUGCACAGCGCGCGGCUGGCGACAGAAACAGCCGCCGGGCCCUGUCGCGUGACCGGUGUGACCCUGCGAGGGCUCCUCUGGCUUGGACACCGUUUGCGCCUCUCAGGCUUAUCCAGCGAGGCUUAACGGAGAGGGUGUGUCUCGGUCCCUGGAGAGGCUGUCCGCGGACGCCCUUUCUGUGGGCGGCCUUCCUGAAGACGGCUGUGUUUCUGAGGGAGGCCGGAGAGCCAGAGCACCAUCGUGGCUCCUGCUGGGGGCUGAACUGGGGGUCCCACUGGACGCUCCGCCUUUGCCUCUGCGUCAGCACCAGCACCUGGCCGUCCGGGGAGCUCGAAGAGUCCACUUGGGUGAAGACUUAAUGACCGUCCUCUCUGAAGCUCCGGGAAAAUGUGUGCCCUACGCUGUCAUCGAAGGAGCUGUCCGGCCUGUUAAGGACACUCUCAACAGCCAGUUUGUGGAGAACUGCGAGGGUGUGGUCCAGCGGCUGACGCUGCAGGAGCACAAGAUGGUCUGGAACCGGACAACCCACCUCUGGAACGACUACUCCAAGAUCAUUCACCAGAGGACCAACACGGUGCCCUUUGACCUGGUGCCCCACGAGGACGGCGUGGCCGUGGCCGUGCGGGUGCUGAGGCCCCUGGACGCGCUGGAUCUGGGCCUGGAGACCGUCUACGAGAAGUUCCACCCCUCCGUCCAGUCCUUCACCGACGUCCUGGGCCACUACAUCAGCGGCGAGCGACCCAAGGGCGUCCAGGAGACGGAGGAGCUGCUCAAGGUGGGGGCCGUCCUCACGGGGGUGGGCGAGCUGGUCCUGGACAGCAGCUGCGUGCGCCUGCAGCCCCCCAAGCAGGGCCUGCGCUACUACCUGAGCGGCCGGGACUUCGACAGCCUGCUGCACGGGCAGGAGUCCAGCGCGCGGCUCUGGAAGGCGCUGACGCUCGCCGCCGGCCUGGCCACCUGCGCCGCCCUCUUGCUCCUCCUGCACCGGCAGCACCUGCGGCGGCGAGAGCGCCGGCGCCUCCAGCAGAUGGAGGAUGAGUUCCGGGAGCGCGAGGCCCAGCUGCUGAGCCGGGCGCAGCCCGAGGACAGGGAGGGCCUCAGGGGCACGUGCGUCGUGUGCCUGAGCAGCUUCAAGUCCUGCGUGUUUCUGGAGUGUGGCCACGUCUGCUCCUGCGCCGAGUGCUACCGCGCCCUGCCCGAGCCCAAGCGGUGCCCCAUCUGCAGACGGGGCAUCACUCGGGUGGUCCCCCUGUACAGCAGCUAGCGCCUGGGCCCCACGGCAGACGCGGGGAGGACCCCUGCCCCUCGGGGGACUCUGACCCCCAGGCCCGUGGCGGGGUGGCGGGGGGUCGACUCCCCUCCGGGGUUGGGGUGGGAUUGCCCGGCUCUCCCCUCCGGCGGCACCCCGGGGGGCGUCAGGGUUCCCUUGGGGUGAGCGGGGCGUCGCCCGAGAGACCUCGCCACGUAGCGUAGAUGCCAAACCCGCGAGCUCCAGCUCCUCAGCCUGUGUCUUCUGGUCCCUCCUGGUGACGUGGAGCCUGCAGCGGGCAGAGUCGCCCUGCAGAGCUGCCUCCGGAGAGGUCCUGCCAGCUUUUCUCUGCCUUCACCUUCACCUUCACCUUCACCUUCACCUUCACCUUCACCUUCACCUUCACCUUCACCUUCUCCAGCUCAGCUUAGGGAUGUGGCGGUCGCACACUCAGCCUAGCUAAGGGCGGUCUUGGGGUUUCCCGCGUCCCAAGCAGGGGCAGUGGGUGUCCCGUGAGGGGGUGGGCGCGGCGCGGGGGAUGGCAGGAAAUGCAGUGGUGGAGAGGACGGUCGCCAUGGGGUUGAGUUCCAGGGCAGAUGCAGAGUCUGCAGCGAGGAAGAGGAGGAGAGUCCUUGGGGCCUGGUGGAGGGAGCUCAGUGAAGCAGGUGAAGAGUGCGCAAAGACCCGGGUUUGAGCCCCCGGCCCCCACCUGCAGGGGGAAGGCUUUGUGAGUGGUGAAGCAGGGCUGCAGGUGCCUCUCUGUCUCCCUCCCUUUCUGUCUCCCUCUUCUGUCUUAAUUUCUGGCUGUCUCUAUCCAACAAAUAAAUAAAGAUUAAAAAAAAAUGUCAACUUCCUUCCAAGACUGAGAACCAGAGUGGUUAUCUACGGGGGUUGGGGACACAGACCUUUGGUGAUGGGAGUGAUGAGAAAAUAAAUGUAAAAACUGUCAUUAAAAACUGUCUGAGUACUAA
This is a messenger RNA of Erinaceus europaeus (western European hedgehog), 2447 nucleotides long. It is a transcript of the gene MUL1, whose product is annotated as mitochondrial E3 ubiquitin protein ligase 1. The transcript has 4 exons. Gene Ontology annotation, cellular component: mitochondrion. NCBI's taxonomy places the organism in Eukaryota, Metazoa, Chordata, Mammalia, Eulipotyphla, Erinaceidae. Gene Ontology annotation, biological process: protein ubiquitination; organelle organization. Gene Ontology annotation, molecular function: ubiquitin-protein transferase activity. The coding region runs from base 586 to 1491 and encodes 301 amino acids. The record is from RefSeq and is a predicted model, not a curated record.